CUCCAAAUGACCAUUUACUCUACAGCAACCGGUCCCAGAUUAACUCCACCUUGAAAGCUUGUGAGGACGCAUUGCACGAUGCGGAAACAGCGUGCAGGCUGCAGCCGUACUGGCUGAAGGGUCACCUGAGGAAAGGACAAGCAUUAGCUAAUCUGGGGAAAACAGAAGAAGCUUUAAGAGAGUUUCUGUUCUGCCUUGCUCUAGAUACUGGGAACAAGAUGGCCAAGUCUGAGGCACAAAAGCUUCUACUUAGUUUGUUUUCACUCAUCCCGGGAAAUGCUCAGGAACACUUACCCGAUAUCCUGCAGCUGUUGUCACAUCACUCUAGAUUAAAGGGGAAUCUCCUAAAUUCAGUGGGAUCUGGAGGCACCAGCCAUAACCUACAAAGGUUGCUCAAGUUGUUGGAAGAUUGGCCUAACAUCAGUCCUCUCUUCACGCAGGUAAAUGUGGAACAGAAAAAGGGUUUUCCCAUUCAAGAGGAACCAAAUGUAACUACUUCUGGUAGUUUGAGGAAAGCUGUACAGGUUGCAGAGAGCAAAAAGGACUGCUCAGAGGAGGAGAACAAACUCACCUCCGUGCCAGAGUCUGCCUUGCUGAUUUCUGAGAAGUGCAGCCUCCUGAAAAGGAAGUGCUGCUCAGAGGAGAUGCGAAAUGCCGAGGUACCCUGCAAACUGAUGAAGAAAGAUACAGUUGAGGCUAAGGGAAAUGGUACUGGACAACAUACUCCCUUUGAGUUUGUGGAUCCGUCAGAUUUGGACUGCUCCCUGUGUAUGAGGCUCUUCUAUGAACCUGUCACUACACCCUGUGGACACACCUUCUGUCUCAAAUGUCUUGAGAGAUGCCUGGAUCACAACCCAAAGUGUCCCCUGUGCAAGGAAGGGCUCUCGGAGUGCUUGGCUAUGAGGAAAUACUGUAAAACAGUACUAAUGGAGGAGUUAAUAGCUAGAUACCUUCCAGAGGAACUCACCGAAAGAAGAAAGAUUUAUGAAGAGGAAAUAGCAGAGCUUUCCAACCUGAAUAAGAAUGUUCCUAUAUUUGUCUGCACAAUGGCUUAUCCUACAGUCCCAUGCCCUUUGCACAUCUUUGAGCCGUGUUACCGCCUGAUGAUUCGAAGGUGCAUGGAGACUGGCACCAAACAAUUUGGGAUGUGCAUCAGUGACCCUGUAAAGGGGUUUGCAGACUAUGGCUGCAUUCUGGAGAUAAGAAACGUUGAAUUCUUUGCUGAUGGCCGCUCUGUUGUAGACAGCAUCGGCAAGAGGAGAUUUAAGGUGAUACAGCACAGCCAGCGGGAUGGCUAUAAUACAGCCGAUAUUGAGUACAUUGAGGAUCAAAAGGUGCAAGGACAAGAAUAUGCUGCAUUACUUGUUCUCCAUGAUUCUGUCUACGAUCAGGCAUAUAUGUGGUUUAACUCCCUCAAGCAAGCACUCAAAAGUCGCAUUCUCAGUCACUUUGGUCCAAUGCCAGCUAAGGAUCCUGACCCACAGGCUAACCCCAAUGGGCCAGCCUGGUGCUGGUGGGUCCUAGCUGUCCUUCCACUUGAGAACAGAGCUCAGCUCCCUUUCCUUGCCAUGAAAUCCCUCAAAGACCGCUUGAAUGGCAUCAGACGUGUCCUUACAUUCAUGUCUCGUACAAGAUCACGGUGAUGGUGAGGAGAGCUGUGAAGUCUCCCACAGUACUUGACUGUAGACUGUCUCUUGUAACUUCAUCUAACUGCAAUAAUGUCUUACAGAUUUGAGUGUCAGGAUCUUUCAAGCCUGAAUUUCAAAGAAAAAAUGAGUUAUAAAGAGCAGGGGAUGUUUAUGGAUACUUCAAUAGUUUCCAUUUGGAACUCAUGAUUAUUCAAUCACUGCACUGCUAAAUUAAUAACAAAUGUGACAGAAGAAAGUGAUCUUGUUUGCCAUAAACCUUUUAAAGAGCUUAA
Molecule: messenger RNA, 1921 nt
Organism: Eurypyga helias (sunbittern)
Lineage: Eukaryota; Metazoa; Chordata; Aves; Eurypygiformes; Eurypygidae
Gene: LONRF3
Product: LON peptidase N-terminal domain and ring finger 3
Exons: 11
Molecular function (GO): protein binding
Source: RefSeq, a predicted model, not a curated record